AUGAGCCCCCGGGCUACGGGCUGGGUAAGGAGGCUGUCCUUAUUGAGAGUCAGGCCCCUGGGGUGGGCGGUGGGCGGCACGCCCUGCUCAGGUGGCCGCCGCAAGGGGAGGCCCGCGAUCGAUCGCUCCGGGGUGAGGGGUGGGAGUGCGGUCGACAGGCGAUUGGCGCCGUGGAGUCCUCAAGAGGAGGGAGGAGCCCCGGGAGGUGCGGAGUCGGCGCGGCCUCCUUCCUCGCGCUGGCGUCUGCAGCCCGGCAGGACCCUCCCCCAGGGGAUAUAUUUUUUUAAGGUUUUUGAGUUUGGGAAGUAUAGCAGGCCUGAAGAACAAAAAUUACUCUUCAGGGAAAGAAAGCAAUCCAGUCUUAACAAUAUAUCCACAAUGUUCAGUGUACAAUCAAAAAUUGCUAGACGUGCAAAGAAACAGCAAAAUAUCACACGUGUAGAAAGAAAUCAGUUGAUUGAAACUGACCAGGAGAUGGCCCAGAUAUUGGAUUUAAAAUACAAAGACAUAUCAACGGCUAUUAUGAAGAAUUGUGAAGUCUUGAUGGAAAAACUGGACUUAAUGAUUGAAGAGAGAAAGGAAUCUCUUAAAAACGACCUAAAGGAAAUUUCAAGUGUAAAAAGUACAAUAUCUGACAUGAAAAAUCCAAAGAAAUCCAGUACCAGAAGAGACUGGGAACGAAUGAAAGAUUUAGCCUCACAAAAAACAGGGUUUUUAGAGAAGCUUAGAGAAAACUCUAAAAUAGUUGAGGAUGUUGAAAAUUUGACCUUUGAAAGAAAAGGAAUAAACAAGCCAAGUAGCAAAUUAGACAAAGCUAAAGAGUACAGUACUAACCAAGGUAAGAAAUUGUCCCCAAAUGAAUCACAAAAUCACAAAGUCAUGGAAAGUUUUGAAGAAGCCAUAUGCAUUAUUGAUGACCGUUGUAGAAACUGCAACAGCCGUAUAGAAGUUACAGGAGAGGACAGAGAGAAUCGAGAGGACGAACUAGUCGAAGAAGUGAGAGAGGAAAAAAUCCCUCAGAACUUCAAGACUAAAGAGAAAAUUCUAAAAGUCGCCAGAGAAGAUGAAGCAGCAGGACUCACACUGGCAGCAGACUUUUCAUCAGCAACACUGGACGUCCGUAAGCGAUGGAGUAAUGUCUUCAACAUCCUGAGGGAAAAUGAUUUUGAGCCUAAAUUUCUGUGCCAAGUUAAAUUAGCAUUUAAAUGUGAUGGUGAAAUAAGGACCUUUUCAGACAUGCAAAGCCUCAGCAAAUUUACCAGCCAAAAAUCCUUUAUGAAAGAAUUACUGAAAGACGUACUCCCACAAGAUGAAAAAAUAAAAAAAGGAAGAAAAUACGGGAUUCAAGAAAAAAUGGAUGAAACUCUAAUAGACUCACAGUAUGGAGCUGGGGGAACAACCAGUGAUGGCUUGACCUUUCUAUUUAUUAAAGAGGUGAAGGUCGCUGAGCCAGAGGAGGUGGAGAACUUAGAGACUCGGGAGCAACAGUCUUCAGAGUGGAAGGAAAAAGAGACCCUCCACGAGGAAGGAGCCUUAGAGCUGGAAAAGGAGGGAGAAGGGGCCUCAGAGCUGGAGGAGGAGGCUGAAGGGGCCUCAAACCUGGAGGAGGAGAGUGAAGGGGCCUCAGACCUGGAGGAGGAGAGGGCCUCAGAGCUGGGGGAGGAGGGAGAAGGGGCCUCAGUAUUAUGUGAGGAACAGGACUCAAACUUUCAGCAUCAUACUGUGGUAAAUCCAAAGCUUAGAGUUGAAGAAAUAGCCAGUGAUGACUUGAAGGUUCCUUUAAUUAAAGAGGUAGGAGAUUCUGAGCCAGAGGAGAAAGAAGGCUCAGAGUGGGAAAUGGACAUGUUCUUAACAUGGGAGGAAGGAAAGGAGUCCGAAGCAGAAAAGGUAAAGACUGCCUCCCAGAUUGAGAAAAAAGGGGCCUCACACACACUUAAGGAAACUGCCUUUAGUUAUUUGGCUUCGGACUCUGAGAAGGAAAAGUUGACAAAACAUCAGAUGGUACAAAAAACCCAGAACAAAGAGGAAACAGCUAUGCCCAGAAAUCAAGGAACUGGGACACUCUGUCCAAGCUUAUGUUUGGCCUCUCCCUCCAAAUCAGUAGAGAUAAGUUCUGAUAAGCAGAAAAAACAUGCGUGUACAAAUUUGAGUACUCCAUCAGGAAUUACCAAACUUUUAAGGAAAACUGAGAAAGAGAGACACAGUACUCUGCAAACAGAAGAGCUAACAUCUAAAGAAACAGACUUAAUACAAGGAACAGAAGAAAAUUUUAGAACAAGUGUAAUUACUGUCUUCAGAGAGAUACGAGAAGAGAUUGGAAAUAUUAAAAAUUGCCAUCCAGAAGUCUUGGAAAUAAACUCAGUAGAUGCUCUGAGAAGCAGAAUAGACGUACUUGAAGAGAGAAUGAAUAAUCUGGAAGAUCGAAUAGAAGAGUUCUCUAAGGAUACGAUGGAAAUGGCCAAGUGGGUAACAAAGAAAGAAAGAUUAAGAUACAUGGAGGAUAGAUCGAGAAGCUGCAACAUCCGUUUGAUAGGAAUUCCAGAAAAACAUAAUCAGGGGAAUAGAGCAGAGGAUAUAAUUAAGGAAAUGAUCCAAGAAAACUUUCCAGAGCUAAAGAAAGAGUCACGUCUUGAGAUUGCCUGUGCUUACCGAGUACCCAGUAAGAUUGAUAAGCAGAGACUCACUCCUAGACAUGUCUUGGUGAGAUUUUGGAAUUUCGGUGAUAGAGAGAAAGUCAUGAUGGCUGCCAGAGAGAAAAAAGAGGUAACCUACAGAGGAAAACGGAUCAGACUGACAGCAGACUUAUCAUUAGACACGUUGGAUGCUAGGAGUAAAUGGAGGAAUAUCAUAAGGGUUCUGCAGUCAAAAGGCUUCAACCCAAGAAUCCUAUACCCAGCCAUACUGGCAUUUGAUUUUGAGGGUAAAGCAAAGGCAUUUUUUGAUGUCAAAGAAUUCAGAAAGUUUGCUUUUUGCACACCCUCUUUGAAAGAAUUGCUGGAGGAUAUAAUCUAG
Equus quagga is the source of this 3012-nucleotide messenger RNA. RefSeq names its product LINE1 type transposase domain containing 1 (gene L1TD1). The coding region runs from base 1 to 3012 and encodes 1003 amino acids. NCBI's taxonomy places the organism in Eukaryota, Metazoa, Chordata, Mammalia, Perissodactyla, Equidae. The transcript is spliced from 4 exons. Gene Ontology annotation, molecular function: single-stranded RNA binding. Gene Ontology annotation, biological process: retrotransposition. The record is from RefSeq and is a predicted model, not a curated record. Gene Ontology annotation, cellular component: ribonucleoprotein complex.